GUUAGUCAAGAGAGUUAGUGUAGUAUCUAAGUGAGUGAAUGAGAACAAUACGUAUAUGGGACAAAAGAACUAAUGAAUUUGCAACACUAGAAUAUUUGAAAGAUAACGGUUUUUUACAUCAUGUUUGUAGUGUUGAUUUUUCAGAUGAUAUUUAUGGAGCACCAGUGAGAGUAGCUAUUAAUACAAUGUACCCAUACGUAUUUGGAGAUGAUACUGAUAAUCUCAGAGGAUACAUAGGUGCAAUUUGGAGUGCACUUGAAGAUACUUUUGAAUUCCGAUCAAUUUACACGAAAACAAAUAGAUCGAUGGGGGAUGCUUUUAUGGGUGGCGCUUACGAUGUUUCUUUACGAGCUGUUGCAAUUACCUCAUAUCGUGCUGGUCAUUACUCUUAUACCCAUCAAAUAGCUACUAACACAUACUCAUUAUUUACACUCUCAGAGGGUGCACGAGUAUCAGCAUGGUGGUACGCUAAAAUUUUUAGACCAGCAUUAUGGGCUAUGACAUUUGUCAGUUUAUUAGUAAUAGCCCUUCUACUCUUUAUUAUGUAUCGAUUAAAAAAAGCUCUUUGUACUAAUUACAUUGAGUGUAACAAUGAACUUUCAGCACCAUCAUUUAUUUUCUUGUGUGUAGUAGGUGGAAUUACUGGUCAAGGAAUGCAAAAAAUACCAUCAUCUUGGUCUCUGCGAUGUUUAAUAAUUACCUCAUUAUUAACGGGUGUUUUGACUUCUUGUGGAUUUAGCAGCACCUUAACAUCACAUUUAGCUAUUAAAAGUAGUACAGUUCCUAUAUCAAAUCUUAAGGACAUUGUUCGAGAACGAACUCACUCUUUAUGUUUUAGAAAAAAAAGUGCACCGUAUUCUUUAUUUUCUACUAAAAAUAUAGCUGAUAGUCCUUUAGCUCCUGAAUGGGAGGAUAUUGUAAAUACUCCAAAUUGUCCAAACAUGGAAAAUAGUGAUGAAGUAUUAAAUAAACUUUGCGAACCUAAAUUGGUCUAUCUAGAAACUCCAGUAUCACUUUUACGUGUUUAUCAGCAAGUUAAUCAUCUAUGUGAAAUUGUCAAAGCUCCAGAACCUACUUUACAAGUUAAAAUUGGAUUUUCUAUGGCUACUUCCUGGCCUUACAGAAAACUGAUUAAUAAAUAUUUAAUGAGACUUCGAGCAGGAGGUAUUUUGAAAUAUUUUGAAAAAAAAUGGAUUCCUCAAGAAUUUCCAGACGGUACUGAACAUAAAUUAAUAUUUCAACCCGUUGAACAAGGCCACAUGAGGUUAAUAUUCAUUGGACUAUGUAUUAUGUUUGUCAUAAGUGCUAUCAUAUGCAUCUUAGAAAAUAUUUGGUUCAGAUUUCAACGUUCUUCAGAAAUAACGAGAAGAAAAAAAAAGUUGCAAGCUCAUGUGCAAAAAAGAUUUAAACAAUGGAAUUCUACAACCCAAUUAACACAGUCACUUUGGAUAUAAUAUUAUUUUUUCAAUAAAAUAUAUCCCUGAAUUAUUUUCAAAAUCAUUAAACAUAAUUUUUUGAAUAAAAUUAUCGACAAAUU
Molecule: messenger RNA, 1537 nt
Organism: Chelonus insularis
Lineage: Eukaryota; Metazoa; Arthropoda; Insecta; Hymenoptera; Braconidae
Product: glutamate receptor ionotropic, delta-1-like
Exons: 7
Coding region: 39-1454 (471 amino acids)
Cellular component (GO): membrane
Molecular function (GO): ligand-gated monoatomic ion channel activity
Source: RefSeq, a predicted model, not a curated record